This is a messenger RNA of Pecten maximus, 6009 nucleotides long. Its product is annotated as zinc finger protein 62 homolog. Gene Ontology annotation, molecular function: RNA polymerase II cis-regulatory region sequence-specific DNA binding; DNA-binding transcription factor activity. The transcript is spliced from 4 exons. Gene Ontology annotation, biological process: regulation of transcription by RNA polymerase II. The record is from RefSeq and is a predicted model, not a curated record. NCBI's taxonomy places the organism in Eukaryota, Metazoa, Mollusca, Bivalvia, Pectinida, Pectinidae. The coding region runs from base 138 to 2978 and encodes 946 amino acids.
GGUUCUAAUGCUUCUCUGCUUCUCGGACUUCUCCGAUCACAGGCUAGAAGAGACUGAUAUGGCAAUUUAACGAACUCUGAUCAGUGUUUCAAUUUGUAACACACGAAAGCAGAUGUAACCAGCUACUUCUCCUUGAAAUGGAGAAGCUUAAACUGCGGUUCCACAAUUACCUAAAAAAAAUCCUUAUAGAGGAACUAGAUUUUUCAGAAGAGAUAACAUUUCAAGUUUCGUCAGAUAUCUGUGUCGACAAUUUUGAGAAAAUCUCUUUCUUGUGGAAAGACCAAUUUUUGAAAAGUACUCACAGGGAAGAUUUUCUUAAAAUUCAAAGAACUGUUUUACAAGAUAUAGUUGGUUGUACAGAGUUGUCUACCCUACGAGAUUUGGGACUUGUAUUUCUGAAGCCACUGACGAAUGCAGAGAUACAGACCGAACCAGACAAGUAUGCCAAUCUAGAAAUCCAGACUGAGCAUGGUAGUGCUUACAAGGCACAGGAGCUGGGAUAUGAAAAAGAAGAGAAAAACUGCCAGGAUGUUUCUACACAAACAGAUAUGGAGGAUUUGGUUUCUUCAGAAGUGGAGCAAUCUGUCAGCACUGCUUCAGUCAGCCAGGAUUGUGUGUCAAACGCAUCACCAGACAUUGAGCCUGUUAGUCCUCCCGUCAAAACAACAAGUCCUCCAGUCAAAACAACAGGACCUCGAGGUAAGCGUCUAAGGAAACUGACGAUUAAUCUCGUGUCAAACCAGAUAAAAACAGAAAAUAGUGAAUCUGACUAUGAUCCCCAAGAGUUUGGGGAAACAACUGAUGAUAAUUCAGACACCGACGGCAAUCAAGAUGUGAUGGUCAUCAAGCCAACACCGGUGAUGUCUCCGAAUGAUGUCAAAUCAUCAACAUCUCUCCGACAGGAGGAGCUUACAUGUCCUCUUUGCCCGUCCAAAUUCCGGAGUCAGCAAGGAGCUGAGAAACACUUGAGGGUGAAACAUGACAUUGGAAAUGUGUACAUCUGUAAAAUUUGUCAGGACAUUUGUCCAUCCAACACAGCAAUGCAUGAGCACAUGACCACCAAACAUGGAGUAGAAGAUUUGCCUGUAGAAGAAAAACGUAGGAAAAGACGGAGAAAAAAUUUGCCACAGACUUUAAAAAAAGCAAAAGUUUCACCUAUUCAGAAGCCAAUGUCAAAACUGAAGUCAAAAAAUACUCGUAAAAAGAGACCUGUCAAUAGUGUUAACAAACCGGACCUGAUCAAGCAUAAGUGUUCUCAUUGUCCUAAAUUGUUCAACACAGUAACUGCCAUGCAGCGCCACAUGCGGGCUAAUCAUCAGUUUUCUUCAGUGCAGAAAUGCAACCAGUGUUCAAAGACCUACCUUUCAACUCGAGCCCUGCGACGACAUGUGACCACCACACACCAGUUCUCUCGGCACCAGUGUGAGCUGUGUGGGAAGGAGUUUACCAGUAAGGAAUCCCUGUACCAUCACAAGCGGGGUCUGCAUAGUGACAGUAAACCGUACAAGUGUGAACAGUGUGGGGCCUCCUUCAACUUCAAUCACAGCCUCAGACUACAUCAGUUAAAACACAGUGGAAAACGGCCCCACAAAUGUAAGCUAUGUGAUAAAAGUUAUCUCACUUCAAACCAUCUAAAAAUGCACGUGGAAGGAGUCCACGGAAACAAGAAGAAAUACUCAUGUAGUAUUUGUGGUAAAGCAUUUUCCUACACAACCAGCUUGCGUGUACACGAGAUGUCCCAUGGUAACAUUCGUCCAUACAAAUGUAAGACAUGUGGGCUUGGCUUUAUCAACAGCCACGCCCUAAAGUACCACACUGAGUCAAAACAUGCAGCGGAUACCUGGUUUAGUUGCGAUAUCUGUGGCAAAGAUUACAAAACAGAAUUUCUUAUGAAGACGCAUCGCCGUCGUCACACAGCAGACGGAACCCGCUUUAUGUGCGACAUAUGUGGACACCUAUUUAUGUACAAAAGUACUUUAGAGAUCCAUGCAGCUGUUCACAGUGAGGAAAAGGCCUUCCAGUGUAGUACUUGUGGCAAGUCAUUCAAAACCUAUGCUACACUCUACUCUCACCAGUAUGUUCACAAGACAGAAAUGCCAUAUGAGUGCCCAGACUGUGGCAAGGCCUUCAAAACAAAGGAGAGGUGCAAGGCUCACCAGCGGCGCCACCUAGGACUGAAACCUUUCGACUGUGAUCAAUGUGGUAGGUGCUUCCCUGACAAAGGUGGACUCACCAAACACAAGAAAACUGUACAUUGUGUAGAGAAAAAACAUGUGUGUAGUUACUGUGGUAAAGCUUGCUCAAGGGCAGACAACUUACGGGUGCACAUGAAAGUACACGAAAAAAACACAGCAAACCAGAGUAAAAAUAUCUCGGGUCUGGCAGGGUCUGGACCCGGACUUUCAACUCCAGUUGCGAGGAAGAGUCGAUCACUUGCCAAAAUAGAUAUAAAACUGACUACACCAUCUGUUGACCAUCAGAUGGACUCUGUUCCCGUGUAUAGAGUAGAAAGUGAACUUGACCGUAUAACAUCAGAACAUGGCUAUGAACGCCUUAUAGAGAACCUUAUAGACAGAACUAUGGAUAAACCAGGGGAUCCUAAACUUCCAUUCACACAGACUAGACCAAAUGUGGGUGGGUCUGCUCCUCCCCCUAUAUCUACCACCCCGGGGGGUGACAGUCUUGUGAGCAACAUUUCUCCUGUACCAAUAUCCCCGCCCCUGCCCCGUGUAUACACUGACCCAGCCCAGUCCUAUGAGUCAGAGGCAGGUUCCCAUAUUGUACCACUUCCCAUUGCUAUGACUCAGGAUGGUCCUGUUGGUCUCCAACAGGCUACACAGGGAAUUGGUACACCACUGCCACCAAAUACCACCACACUUCCACCCCCACCACCUGCGGCUCCUUAUAUGUACAUGUGGCCUUAUAUGCACCACCCCAACCAGAAUAGCAGCCAAUCCCAUGAGAACAAUUUCUACUGAGUUUAUAUCAAUGUUAUUUAGUGAUCAAAGGUAGGAUUGAAUGAGUUAUGUCACAAAACUCCCGAUUAGUGGGAUUAAAUAUAACAUCACAAAAACAUGUGAGAUGACUCCCGAUUGGUGGGAUUAAAUGUGUGAUGUCACAGAAACAUUUUUACCUACCAGGGGGUACACAUAUACAAUAAUACAAGUUUUAAAGAAACAAUUAGUUACAGUUAUACUUAUUCCUACAUGUAGAGGUUAAAAACCUGUGCCUGUAUAAAAGAAAUAAUCACAGCACAUUGUAAUAUGAAAAUGAGUUCAUUGUCAUUAUAAAAAGCUUUAUUUUGAUUUUGAUACAAUAUGAUUUUAGUCAUUGAGAUUGCUCUGUCUGCUAUUCUGUGAUGCAAAUUAUGAAAAAAAUCUGGAGAUAUGCUGUACGUUUUUUUAGUUUUUUUGUUUUUGCUCUAGUGACAAAACUUUAGAGAGAAUAAUGGACAUAUAUAUACUCAUAAUAACUUUGUAUUGGUAUUAGGCAAAUUUGUUAAUUUUCAGGGUUUAUUGCAACAGCCAGUUGUUUAUACUUCAGAGGCUGAGUCUCCUUGUAGUAGCUGGUGGCUACUUCAGUAUCCAGAGCAAUGGGGGUUAAAGUAACAUUUAAAUGCUAAAAAAGUUUAGAUAUCAUUAUUUGAUUACUUAAGAUAAAACUACAUGUAGUUUGUCUUUCAUAUCUUUUUUAUUUUUGUGUGUGCAUUUUGAUUUUAAGUAGAUAUAAAGUAUUUACAGUGGCUCUAUUUUUUGUCAGUGUACAUCUAUUUGAGAACAUGUUACUUAAUUUGUGCCAUUCAAAAUAUUUUCGUUUUAAAACAGAAAUGAUCAGAAAUAUAAUGAUAACGUACAGACCUGUUUCCCUAAUUAAAUAGCAGUACAUUUUGAACUCUCCUGAUAUAGUAGGGAUUUGAAAAAUUAAUAGUUAAAAUACUUCCACUUAGUAAAAUGGGUUACACAGUAAUUACUUUGUCUUGUGUACACAAUAUCUCAUGAACCGCUGCAUAAAGAUCAUAUUCACAUCAUAGCAUCACACCAUCGAGGUCUACACCCAAUAAGAUUUUGGCGGUCAUCGGUCAAGGUUAAAGGUCAUAGGUCGCACUUGACCACUUUUAAAAUAAAAAACCUCUGUACAAGAUACUGUAUCUCUGGAACCCCGGACCAAUUAAUUUUAUUUUUAUUUGGGUGAGGGGGUACCGGUAUAUCUAUGUGAUUCUCGGCUCACUGUGCUUUUAUUUCAGUAAUUCCGAAGUAUCUACUAGAUACAUAAAUGUUUUGUGUAUAUGUAUGGAAGAUUUUGUUGUAUAUAAUACACAAAUAGAUUUAUCUUUUACCAUAAUUCUGGAUGUGCAAGAACUUAUGAUGUUGGCAAAAGUAAAAUUUUGUCUUAAAAUAUUUAUAUAUUUAUGUAAGUCAACAAGUGAAACUAAAAUCAAUCCACAUAGGUGACAUUGUGUAAAAUUACACAUGGUUUACACAAAUUAUAGAUUUAUUUAUUAGUACAAUUUACUGUAUACUUGGCUGUUGCUGAGAAAUUUUGAUAUUUAAUGUGAUGCUUCAUAAAUCAUUAAACAAUGUACAAAAUCAAUGUUUGUGCGUUUGAUUUUUGUCGGCCAAAUAAAUAACCGAUACAAGCCAUACUCGCAGAGGCAUUUGGAUGUAUAUUCAUGUAUCUAUUUUUGCAAAAGUUAUUGCCAUUAGUUAUUUCAGUACUUGAUCAUUAUUGUCUACAGAUCUACGUUUUCCUACCAAUUUCUUUGAAAAUUGAUAGGUUUUAUAUUCAUGGUAUAUAGUUGUUUCCUUGACAGGUAUUUUAGUUUGACUAUUUUUGCAAAAACUUGUACUACUUUGUUUAUUUCAGUGUUUGAUUUUUGUCCCGAGAUCCUUCAUUUUUAAAAUGAUUUCUUUGAAACUUGGUAGGCUUUAAGAUUAUAUAUAUCAAGUUUAAUGAGUUGGAGACUCCUGAUUGCGGGUAUUUCUCAAACUGUUUGAAAAUGUAACAUCGACUUUGUAAUGAAAGUAAAGGUGAGGGUUAAAGCAUGCCACCUAUAACCCUUCAUGGUGAUGUGAAUCUUGUUUCAAUGCAAGAUAGUAUAGAACACUACACAGCAUUCAAUGGGUGUACCAGAUGUAUUGUUCCUUCUUGUGGUACUGUUGUUUGACACUGUAAUUUAGAAUGCCAUUAACGAUCAGUGAUUUUAUAUAAUAGAUAAAUGCACAGAAAAAAUCUCUUGUCCAAAUCAGCUAUUACACCUUUGUGUGGUGUUCUAGUUCAGUUGCCUCCCUUAUUCAAUUUUACUUCGUUCUGAUACAGCAAUGAGUCUGUAUUAUACUAGUGGGAGCAGGAGUCGUCGCCAUGUUUGUGUAGGCUGAUGACAACAGGUACAGCCUUAAAGCAACUAAAACUGUAGAUGUCAUACUCAUUAAACAGUGAUUUCUUCUUAUAAAUAGUGAAAUGGGUUAAAGACAUAGCGAUGCAUGAAAUUAUAGUGUUGAAAAUAUUCUAUAAAUAUGUUUGCGAGUUUAAAAACAGUUUGUAAAGAAUGCUGAAUAGAGAAAGCAGAAUGGAGUACCGAGUCUUCACAGCCUAAUGAUCAGUAACAUAUGUAUUCUUGUAGGACCUUCAAAUUGUGAUGUCAUUGCUUUGCACUAAUUUAGUUUUUCUAAAACAAGGUUGUGAACACUAAAUUGUUGUAAUUAUGGGAAAACAUUUUUUGAAUUAUGAUGCCUGAUAAUACUUUCCAACAGUGAUUUUUAGUAACAGUUUCUUUAAGUACAGAAGAGGAUACAAAAUCCGGGGCUGGAUACAGUUCCUACCAAGUUAGGUUUCUGCUUUGUCAUUAUUACUUUCAAAAGUAUAUAAUACACAACUCCAGAAAUGCAUGUGAAUUUUUUUAUUCAAUUUGAUGGCAUUGUCCUUUCGAUACAGUCAUUCAAAUCUGUUGAUACGUGUACAAGAACCCUUUAAGAUUCCAAAUUUUAAAUUUUUGUCCAUCAGCAUAAAUAA